Messenger RNA from Fonsecaea multimorphosa CBS 102226, 1812 nucleotides. RefSeq lists its product as uncharacterized. The transcript has 4 exons. The coding region runs from base 1 to 1812 and encodes 603 amino acids. Gene Ontology annotation, molecular function: transcription cis-regulatory region binding; DNA-binding transcription factor activity. Gene Ontology annotation, biological process: positive regulation of transcription by RNA polymerase II. Lineage: Eukaryota; Fungi; Ascomycota; Eurotiomycetes; Chaetothyriales; Herpotrichiellaceae. The record is from RefSeq and is a predicted model, not a curated record. Gene Ontology annotation, cellular component: nucleus.
AUGUCUGGUCUCGAAGGACGACGACCUCAACCACGGAGAUAUGAGGAGCUAUGCGCUCACAAGGAUGCCAGCGAUGCCGUGAAAAGCAUAGUAAAUGUGAGUGGUCAUCCACUAUGCCUGGGCUGGAUCCUAAACAGAACUCCAGGCAUCGUUGGGCGUGGCAUGCGCAGAUGUGAAGGCUGUGAGACUGCAGAUGAGCUUUGCCUGCCACCUCCCCGGAAACGAAUUCGGUUGAAAGCUGUCCAUUCCGUGAUUGAACAAUCCCGCUCUUCCGGACAGAGUGGCCGGGAGAUAUCUUUUGUCUAUGGUGGUGAUCAUGUCUGGGUAGACUUUCACACGCCUGUCCAAUUCAUCCAUGGUAACGACAAUGACGAAGAUUUAAGUGACGCACAGUCUUCCGUUGUCAUUGACGAAGAUGAGGGAGCUUUUGCGAAUCCCGUGAAUGUGCGUCUGGAGAACGCGGAUGUGGUUGGAGAAACUAGUGUUGUUGCGGCCGUGGGAUCCUAUGCAGAAAAGGGAUCGUUGUCGUUUGGGAGAGGCAGCCCUUCGGGAGCGUCCCAUUUCGCUUCGUCUCCGACGUAUCUGGUCUCCCCAGUACAGCAGCAUCGCACCCCAUCAAGCCAAGUGCAAAUCCUUUCGCCCUCUACAAGCGCCGUUCUUUACGAGUCCAAGCCUCUUUGGCCGUUGAACAAUAUAGCAGAGGCUGAACUCCUUCGGCAUUUCAUCGACAACAUCGGGCCUCAACUGGAUGUCACUGACCACGUUUCCCAUUUCACGACGACUGUACCCCAGAGAGCAGCCCAUUGCCCCUUGCUAUUUUAUGCUAUCAUUGCUGCUGCUUCCAUCCAUCGCAGUCGGGUUCAAGGUGUCCCAGACCAAUUCUAUGAAGAAUACCAGGCAAAGUGCAUACGAAUCUUGAUUCGAUUCUUGGACGACCCUGAAUAUGCUCCCGAUGAGAACUUCUUGGCAGCUAUUGUGGUCUUGCGCAAGGGAGAAGAGAUGUCAGAUGAAGACCGCAUGUGCCAUCUGCUUGGCUCCUCUCGCGUCAUUAAUUCGGUCGGAGAGGUUGCUGCAAAUGGCGGAUUGGGAGAAUCAGCAGCAUGGCUGGUGCUCCGACAGAGUAUAUACGUUUCGUUGACAAGCAGCACCCCUUUGAACGUUAAUCUUGGCUGCUAUAAAACGUCGUCGGUCUUCCUCGGUCUCACCGACCACGCCUGGGCUAACAAAAUCGUCUUCGUUUUCGCGGAGACUCUGGUUUACUCCGCCAAAAGCAAUGGACACGGGGCUGCCGACGUCGAGGAUUGGCAUGCCUUGCAACACGCCGCGACCCAGUGGUUUAACGACAGGCCUGACACGUUUCUGCCCGUCUUCGAGACUUCAAUCGAAGAAGGCGCACGGCCCGAGCAUACAACAGCUGAGUCCCGAAGUCCUUUUCCAACGAUCUCGAUGCUCCAAGCCCCACAUGUCAUCGGACUGAUGUACUACCACCUGACUCUCAUUCUGCUUGCCCUGAGCGACCCAUUCAACACGGCUCGGUGUAGGGGUCUUGAGAGCAUACGACUGUGGCGAGAAACGGAACAAAAGGUCCGGAUUGACCUCAAACGCUGCAUUGGUUUGGCCCUCAGCAACCCCCAUGUUGUAGCCGCCAAUUUUGAGGCUUCGCACAUCCUCUACGCAUGUGGACACUGUCUCAAGUCUCCUGGAGAACGAGAAGCGGCCGUAGACUUCCUCCGCGGCGUCAGAGCAAAGUUGGGUUGGGGUAUUGAUCAUAUAAUUGACCACUUGGAGAGACAUUGGGCCGGAAUGCAGUGA